Molecule: messenger RNA, 948 nt
Organism: Pestalotiopsis fici W106-1
Lineage: Eukaryota; Fungi; Ascomycota; Sordariomycetes; Amphisphaeriales; Sporocadaceae
Exons: 1
Coding region: 1-948 (315 amino acids)
Molecular function (GO): zinc ion binding; nucleic acid binding
Source: RefSeq, a predicted model, not a curated record
AUGGCGGCGCAGACAACUCCAAAGGGCAUGUCCUCGAGACUGCUAACUAUGAAGUUCAUGCAGAGAGCAGCAGCGUCAUCUUCACCAGCCUCAGCCCCGAGCACACCCGCUUCUGAUGACUCCUCCAAGCGACGCAAAAUCUCGCAUAAUCGCUCGAACAACGAUGAGCUCGAGGUCCAGGUGGAUCGCAAAGCUAUCCAGGCUGCCAUUGAGGAGGGCGAGCGCAAGCGCGAGGAGGCACUGGUUAAGCACGCUGAAGAGCUUGGCGACGCGAGAUGGGUGCUAAAUGUUCCGAACCUGUCGAGUUCUGGCGCGGGAGCUCCAAACCCUUUGCGAGUGGUUCAGGUUGGAUAUGCCCAGAUUGACUCACCUGAUACUUCAGACGACGACGCAGAUACAUCCCGAAACACGCCCGAAAAAGUACAGCCGAUUCGCCGAUAUAACAUGGGUAAAAAGAAGGCAUGUUGUUUUUCGUACCACGUCUAUUGCUAUACCUUUUUGAAAUUGCAUAUUAAUCUAACAUCUUUACAGACUGCCACUGAGGCAAGUGAUUCUGAGGACGACGACGGCGACUCCGACUCUUCUAACGACUCUGAUGCAUCCGGUACGAAUUCAUCCGAAGAUGAGGACGACUCUGAGUCUCAGACCCCUUCCACGAAACCUAGAAGUGGCGACCGCAGAGGUAGCUAUGCAGACAGACGAAGUGCCGAGAAAGCCAGAGCCAAGGAAUUUGCGGACAAGAGGAGAAAGAAGGAGGUCAAGCUGAACAAUGCCAGAUCUCAGCCUACUGGUGGCCUCUCGUCGAUCUCCGGGGGUGGCCUGUCACUGUCUUCCGGUGGCCGCCCUAUGCAACGACAAUCUGGUGCUUUUGCUUUCAACUGCCACAAUUGCGGCGAGGUUGGCCACAAAGCCGCCGACUGUAAGAAGUCCAAGAAACGUUCCCGGUGA